AUGGAUACUGUUAGUUUAAAUGAGAAACAUUGCUCUGUUGGUUCUGUUAAUUUCAAUAACAGUCAUGUUGACGAUAUUACUAGAAAUUUAAUAUCACCCAGUGAUGACCCGGCAUACUGGUGUGUUGAUGACGCAACAAGAAGUUAUAUAUCAGUCAAUGGAAUAUCUCAAAAUAUUGAAACUAUUAACUUCAUAAAAUCAAAAAGAACAAGUAAAAAUGUCAUCCGUGGAGUUCUUAAAGUACAUUACCGAUAUUGUUCAUUAAAAUUAUUUUAUAUGGUCCUUAUUAAUGGUGAAAAAGUUAAGAGAAAUUACUUGGUGUACUCUGAAAGUACUGGGUCAGUAUUCUGUGCUCCAUGUAAAUUAUUUGGUUCGACAUCUGUGUUUUCAACUGUAGGAUUUUCUGAUUGGAAGCAUGCAGAGAAAAGAAUUACUUCACAUGAAAAUUCUCAAACUCACAAAACUAAUGUCUUAACUAUGAAAGAUAGAGGAAAAGUAGCUCAAAGAAUAGAUAGUGCUUUAAUAUUACAAAUAGAAGGAGAAAAUAACUACUGGAAAAAUGUGUUAAGGAGAGUUGUUGCUGUCGUUAAGACACUUUCCUCUAGAGGAUUAGCAUUUAGAGACAAAACUGAUAAAUUUGGUUGUAAUCAAAAUGGUAAUUUUUUAAUGUCCUUGGAGCUAAUUGCGUUAUUUGACCCAUUUCUAGCUACACAUAUAGAAAAAUUUGCCAACAAAGGAAAAGGCUUUACAUCAUAUUUAUCAUUUAAUAUAUUUGAACAAUUCAUAACUGUAAUGGCUGAUCCAGACAUAUCGCAUGUUGAUCAAUUAUCGUUUGUGGUGCGGUAUGUUAAAAAUGAUGGUACACCUAUUGAACGGUUUAUGUGUUUUUUGCCUAAUAGUGGACAUAAAUCAGAAGAACUUAUUGAUGAAGUCUUAACUAUGUUAUCUCUUUUUGAUCUUGAUCCAAUAUUUUUACGUGCACAAUCUUAUGAUAAUGCAAGUAAUAUGGCUGGUGCAUAUAGUGGCUUACAAGCCAGAAUUAAAGAAAUAAAUCCAUUGGCCAAUUUCGUUCCCUGUGCUGCUCAUUCCUUGAAUUUAGUUGGAAUGUGUGCAGCCAGUGCCUGUCGUGAAGCUUGCGAUUUUUUUGACAUUGUUCAAAAUAUUUAUAACUUUUUUACAGCUUCCACACAUAGAUGGUCUGAAUUAGAAGGAACCUUACAUGAAAUUACUCCAGAAAAAGUAAGAGAAGAUGCUGAAGUAUUGCAGAAAACUUACCCAAAUGAUAUAGCAACAUGUUUUGUAAAUGAGUGUGUAAAAUUUCAAGGUCAUAUAAAAAACAUUGAAGUUAAGCUUUCAACAAUACAGAUGUUACAGUUUAUAAGAAAACAUGAUAUUACUAGUGUUUAUCCGUAUGUUGAAGUUGCUUUACGUAUUUUGUUGUGUACACUAUCUACAAACUGUAGUGCAGAGCGUUCCUUUUCUACACUCAAAAGAAUAAAAAACUAUUUACGGUCUACAAUGGCACAAGACCGAUGCUCAGCUUUAGCAGUAUUAGCAAUUGAAACUGAAAUAACAAAUUCAUUAGAUUUUGAAAAAAUAAUUAAUGAUUUUGCUACUUCUGAAGCAAGAAAGAAAAAGUUUUGA
Messenger RNA from Melanaphis sacchari, 1644 nucleotides. RefSeq names its product zinc finger MYM-type protein 1-like. NCBI's taxonomy places the organism in Eukaryota, Metazoa, Arthropoda, Insecta, Hemiptera, Aphididae. The transcript has 4 exons. Bases 1 to 1644 code for a protein of 547 amino acids. The record is from RefSeq and is a predicted model, not a curated record. Gene Ontology annotation, molecular function: protein dimerization activity.